Messenger RNA from Schistosoma intercalatum, 1374 nucleotides. Lineage: Eukaryota; Metazoa; Platyhelminthes; Trematoda; Strigeidida; Schistosomatidae. The record is from the annotation of a GenBank genome assembly.
CCCGGUCUAUCAACUAACAUUCUCUGCACUUUACGUGCAGAUUUCUGUGCUAGUUUAUUUAGCUGCCAUCGCUAAACUGACGUUUCCCUAUACUCUCGGUGACAGCAUCCUAUCAACUGCUGUAUCUUAGGAAAAACUACAUAAUCCUACGAGUGUGGUCUAGACCACAUAUAGCUAUGUCUCACAAAAUUUCUAACCUAAAUGUAGUCGGACUUGAAGAACCAUCCAAAUACAUUAAGCCAUACCGAAUGAACUUUAUCCAGGAUGGUCGGCAACGCACAUGGGAUGGUAUUCUAGCACAUGAUAGUGUUUCAAUACUUCUGUAUCAUUCUGAGAAAAAGUCGUUACUUUUCGUAAAGCAGUUUCGCCCAGUUGUAUACUAUUCAAAGUUGAGAAAGCUUGGACUUAUCCGAAGUGUAACAGAUGGUCCAGUUGAAAGCAGUGAGAUUAAUCUCCCAUCUAGCAAAAUUGGGGAAACAUUAGAACUGUGUGCUGGAAUAAUCGAUAGAGUUCAAAAUAAUCCAAAGUUAUAUGCUGUUCAAGAGGUUUUGGAAGAAUGUGGAUAUAAAAUCAAUGAAGAUUCCUUGCAUUUAAUAAAUUCGUUUUAUUCAAGUGUUGGAUUAGCAGGUACUGAAGUAACUUUAUACUAUGCUGAAGUGCAUGAAAAUCAGAAAGUUCCUAACGCUGGUGGUGGAUUACAUGAAGAAGGUGAAUAUAUUGAAGUCAUAGAAUGGCCUAUUUCACGAAUUGAAGAACUAUUUCAAAAUGGUACCAAUGGUACUCAUCAACAACCUACUUCACUGUCAUUAUUGUAUGCAAUAAUGUGGUUCAAACAGAAUAUUCUGCCUUCUUUACUUUUAGAAAGUUAGUUUUUUUAUUGACCGAAAUUAAAUUCGUAUAUGUGAAGGAAGGUAGAAGCUUACAAACAAUUAGAUUUAUUUUAGUCACUUCAUAUUAUAAAUGUGUCUUACUGUUUCUUAGUUGAAAUCAUCAUCUUUCAUCGUAUGAAUUAGCCAGCAAUACACUUUUCUUUAUUCUUUCACUUAUAAAAAACACUACCGAUCAAAUUAAAAUUAUUUCCAUCUUUCUGUAGAAAUUCAGUAGGUUUGACGAAAAUUCUAUAAUCUUGUGUUUUCUCUUGGAAAUAUUUUCAAGAGAUGAUAUUUGGUCAAUGUUAACAACUAUUUGUUUCUUCUUUAUGCAAUGUAAUGCUUUUAAGACAUUCAAUCAGAUUUAGCUAAAUAGGAUUUCCUUUUUUUUAAAGUGUACUCCAAGGUAAGUCUGUCAUCACAAAACUUUUAUUCUUUUAUGAAUAAACAUGACUUUCAUAUUGUAUCAUCUUCAGUCAAAGCUACAAUAAACUUUCUUAGUGCA